AGUGGCGCCGUUUACUCAUGCCUCUCUAAAUUUGAAUCAGCGAAAAUUUCACUGAUUCUCUCAGUGACUUAAAUUUUCACUGAAAAUUCAGUGACGUUCGCUGUUUCAUCAGUGAUUAAUCGCGUCUGCGCGUACACAGUGCGUCAGAAUAUGCGCAAUCUGCCACUGCAUUCUGUAGAUGAGAAAAGUGAGGUUAGCGUUAUGAUGAUUUUGGCGAUUGUGUCUGAUUUUAUUCAAAAACUUAUUGUUCUCAAAGAGAUUCUUGUUCGCACAGUUUUAUGCAAGAAAGAUUAAAAUAAUAAAAAUAAGUGACUUUGUGUAUUCAUUUACAGGUGGACUACUGUGACUAUGGAACAAGAGCAAAACAAUCAAAUUGACAAGUCAAUUAAAUAUGAUACUUUGUCCACAGCAGAAUUAGGAUGGGAAUUACUAAAAUUUAAUAUUCCAAAGGAAACGAUCGAAAUUCUUGAAGAUGAAGGGAUAGAUGGCUUGUCAUUUCUGGAACUCACUGAAGCUGAUUUAAGUUCAAUGAAAAUAAAGAUAGGUCCACGAAAAAAAAUUAUGAUGUUAAUCAGAAAACAGAAGGAAGUAGCUGAUUAUAAGGUGGUUGAAGAGUUCAUAGUUAGUGAUGAUGGGAAUUUCGUUGACAGCAAUUCGUCGCAAAGAAAAGAGAACUUGAACAUAUUAGUUGACAACAAUAAUUUACCAUCAACAAGCACCGAGAUAAAAAAAGUAUCUCAAAAUAUUUUCUCGGUAAUACUUUUUAUUAAAAAUACAUGUUUGCAGUUUACAACGUUGGUACAGCAACGAAAAACCUUUUUUAAUAAUUAACUCAAAAAUCCCCUGGAAAAAUGUCAAGAUCAAUUCCUUUUCUCAGCAAAUAUUUUUUUUCCUUCCACUAUGUUAUUCUUAACAAAUUCCAAGUACCAAUCGUUUUCGGAAAUAAGCGCUUUUAUUCAAAUAAUGCCCUUUUAUUUAAAUAAUCCCCAUUUUUGUAAUGUACUCGAAAAUCGCGUUGAAAAAUAUUAAUUUAUCAAUUCUUUUUCUUAGCAAAUAUUUUUUUUUUCAUUUCACUGUAUUAUUCUGAACAAAUUGGAA
Molecule: messenger RNA, 1098 nt
Organism: Leptopilina heterotoma
Lineage: Eukaryota; Metazoa; Arthropoda; Insecta; Hymenoptera; Figitidae
Exons: 4
Coding region: 349-831 (160 amino acids)
Molecular function (GO): protein binding
Source: RefSeq, a predicted model, not a curated record